Messenger RNA from Bolinopsis microptera, 1592 nucleotides. RefSeq names its product F-box/WD repeat-containing protein 5-like. The record is from RefSeq and is a predicted model, not a curated record. Gene Ontology annotation, molecular function: protein binding. Gene Ontology annotation, cellular component: SCF ubiquitin ligase complex; Cul4-RING E3 ubiquitin ligase complex. NCBI's taxonomy places the organism in Eukaryota, Metazoa, Ctenophora, Tentaculata, Lobata, Bolinopsidae. Bases 83 to 1498 code for a protein of 471 amino acids. The transcript is spliced from 2 exons. Gene Ontology annotation, biological process: protein ubiquitination.
UUUCUGCCAUUUCUUUGCUUAUAAGUCUGCAAGAUCAGUGGUUCGUUGGUUUUGAAGUGCUCCCUUUGUUCCCAAGAAAAGUAUGUGGAGUGGUGUCCCACAUUUCAUACUGACUGAUAUCUUCUCACAUUUACCCCUGGUUGAUAUUGGCCAAUGUCUUGUCGUGUGUCAGAACUGGUACAACAUUUUACAAGAUGAAUUCCAUUGGAAAAACAGAAUCAGCAAUGACUGGGGAGUCACAUCACUAAAGCAAAACAUUCCUUGCUCCUGGUUUUCAGAAUAUAAACGCUUGCAUUGCAUGCAUUCCAAAAGAUCUUCAACACCUUGGGCAACGUUAACUGUUCAUGAAGAUGAAGUUCUUCAUGUUACAAUGUCUCACUGUGGUCAUUACAUCAGUACUUCAUCAAAAGAUAAAAGUGUGAUAAUUUGGAAAAUGAGCGAGUACAGUGCUCAAAGUAUUGCUAUGUUUAAAAGAAUUUAUUUCCCAUCAUGGGAUGCAGUGUUCCAAUCACUUUUUAAUGAUCAAGAUUCUUUAUUGCUUGUAUCUGGAGUAGCUCAAGAGCCUUACGUGGGCGAGGUAAUGAUUUAUAGUUUUCCUAAAUGUAAGCACAUUAAAACUGUGAAUUGCAUGCCAUAUGACAGUUUUGGUUCAUGGCUUGGGAAUACAUUCUUUAUUGUUGGGGAUUUUGAUGAAAUGUCAUACUCUGCUGUUGUGACUAUGCACUCAGUAUUUGACAAUGUUUCUCCCAAGUAUGUCUAUACAGACCCAAAUUCAAAUCCAGCAUAUCCUUAUCAUUGCAAAGCAUUUGAAACAUGCAAUCACAGAAGUAACCCUAAUGAAAAGUUUUUAUUUUAUGCAUGCUCACAAUCAACAGUGGUUGCUCAUUCAUUGGCUGUGGCUGUUUUUACUGGCAUUAUGGACUCCAAUUCAGAGUUUGAACGAGAUGGGCUAUUGCCUUUCAUAGAGGAUAGUGAAGAUGAAAACUUUAAUAGAAGAGCAUUUCUGAAGAAACAAAAAACCCGAGAGCCAUCUGAUUAUACUGGUACUUUUAAAAACGUUGUUGAGUUAAAGGCAGCUGUCAUAGGCAUCAAUGCAAACGAAAAUCUUGAGAAAGUGUUUGUUAACUGUAGAUCCUGGCUGUCUGAAGACAAUCCCAGUGAGAUUUCAAUGGAUAUUCAGUUGCGAAUCUUUGACUUUGACCUAAAUUUGUUGAGAACAAUUACCAAGGCAGAGGCAAUCACUCCCAGCCAUAAAUUUUUCUUAAUACACAUAUCAAGCUCAGAAUGGUAUACUAUCAGUGGUGAUGAGAAAGGGAAGAUCCAUAUCUUUGACAGCAAUUACAACAUCCACGUGUGUACAUUGUCAGGACACUCAGAUGUUGUGAACUGUGCUGUGAUUUCUCCAAUUAACCCUCAUUUUAUUUGUUCUGUUUCUGAUGAUCAUACUGUAAUGUUUUGGGAUAUGAAUCGGGCCAAAAGGCAAUCCAAGGUAGGUUAAAUAAUACUAGAUUCGUUCCAAAUGAGAUAUCUAGUAAAGAAAUAUGUUUCAGUACUCUAGAAAGUUUUGGUUGUAGCUAUCGGAUAUUCAGUGC